Grosmannia clavigera kw1407 is the source of this 717-nucleotide messenger RNA. RefSeq lists its product as uncharacterized. Gene Ontology annotation, biological process: cristae formation. NCBI's taxonomy places the organism in Eukaryota, Fungi, Ascomycota, Sordariomycetes, Ophiostomatales, Ophiostomataceae. The transcript has 2 exons. The record is from RefSeq and is a predicted model, not a curated record. Gene Ontology annotation, cellular component: MICOS complex; mitochondrial crista junction. The coding region runs from base 1 to 717 and encodes 238 amino acids.
AUGGGCUUCACCACCGGUUUCACAGGCGGCGUGACCUUGACGCUCGGCGUGGCCUAUCUCACCGUGCUGACGCACCAGCGCAACCGCCAGGUGCAGUGCGACGCCCUGCGCGUCAACACGGGCGUGCUGCGGGCGCUGGCCCGGUCAGACCCGGUCUCGGCUGCACGACUGGCCGCGGCACCAGCGGCUGUGCCGGAUCUCUCGACGCCGCUGCCAUCGCUUUCGUAUCCGACCGAGCCGGAGCAGUCACGGCUGCGGCCGCGCUCCAGCUUCGUCGACGAGCUCAAGGACCGCUGGAACGCCGAGGUGGCCGGUGCCGUCCGCUGGGUCCAGACGACCGACUGGGUCGAGGUGCGCGAGGACGCCGAGACCGCUGCCAGCAAUAUCUGGUCGCGCGUCGCCGGCAGCAGCAAUGCCCAUGCCGCCCGCGACAAGGUCGCCGAGGUCGCUGACGCCGUCAAGACUGAGGCCAAGACCGUUCAGGCCGGCGUCGCUGGCGCUGUCACUGCUGCUACCCGUGCCGUCGAACGCGGUGCCAGCAAGACCAAGGAGGCCCUCGCUGUCGACACGUCCAAACUUGUCAACACCGCCCAAACGGCCGGCAAGACGUCCGACGUCGAAGUCGCUCUCCAGCAACGAUACGAAAAACCCGACAGCACCGUCAUGAAAAAGAGCGUCAACGACUUGCUCGAGGAGCGCUACAAGCAAAAAAACUAG